Messenger RNA from Austrofundulus limnaeus, 620 nucleotides. Its product is annotated as protein Wnt-16. Gene Ontology annotation, biological process: canonical Wnt signaling pathway; cell fate commitment; neuron differentiation. The record is from RefSeq and is a predicted model, not a curated record. Gene Ontology annotation, cellular component: extracellular region. Gene Ontology annotation, molecular function: frizzled binding; cytokine activity. NCBI's taxonomy places the organism in Eukaryota, Metazoa, Chordata, Actinopteri, Cyprinodontiformes, Rivulidae.
GUGGCUCGGUGUGACCUCCUCCGGCCCCCCGGCCCGGCCCGGCUGCGACCAGCUGCCCCUGAGCCCGCGGCAGAGGGAGCUGUGCGGCAGGAAGUCCUUCCUGCUGCCCAGCGUUCUGGACGGAGCUCGGCUCGCCGUGUCCGAGUGUCAGAACCAGUUCAGACUGGAGCGCUGGAACUGCUCCACCUACAAGGACCCGCCGGUGUUCGGACAGCAGCUGACGAGCGGGACCAAAGAAACAGCAUUUAUCUAUGCCAUCAUGGCGGCCGGGCUCGUGCACGCCGUCACUCGCUCCUGCAGUCAGGUCAAUAUGACGGAGUGCGGCUGCGAUGCCAGACUUCAGAACGCCGCCGCCGCCGCCAGGGGCUUCUCAGUGCCGGUGCAGAGCUGGCAUUGGGGGGGUUGUUCGGACCACAUCCAGUAUGGAACCUGGUUCAGCCGAAGGUUCAUGGAGACCACAGUGAAGAACAUGUCGGCGAGCCGUGGGGGAUACACGCUCAGUACCAUGAACCAGCACAACGCAGAGGCUGGGAGACAGGGUUUCAGCCCAACUGAGCCCCUGGAUUCAAGACUGGACUACCAGGUUCACAGCAUUGACCCACCCCAGUCCUGACUCCUGG